Messenger RNA from Beauveria bassiana ARSEF 2860, 810 nucleotides. RefSeq names its product enoyl-CoA hydratase/isomerase. The record is from RefSeq and is a predicted model, not a curated record. The transcript has 2 exons. Gene Ontology annotation, cellular component: peroxisomal matrix. Lineage: Eukaryota; Fungi; Ascomycota; Sordariomycetes; Hypocreales; Cordycipitaceae. Gene Ontology annotation, biological process: fatty acid beta-oxidation. Bases 1 to 810 code for a protein of 269 amino acids.
AUGGCGGACAAGGUCAUCAACCUGGAAUACCGCGGCCGCGUUGCCCUUCUUACCAUUGACAACCAGAGCAAGCUCAAUGCCCUCACGCAGCAGGAUUACUUUCAGCUUGCCCAGUAUCUGCAUGAGAUUGAAAAGCACGAUGAAGUCUUUGUGACGGUCAUUAUGGGCAAGGGCCGCUACUUUUCCGCCGGCGCCGACGUCAGCAUCAGCAGAGCCAGCCCGACGGAGCCCAAGGAUGCUUACCUGCACUGGCUGCAAAACUUUUCCGCUUUCAACCUCAACACCACGCUCGCCUUUUCCGAGCACCCCAAAAUCCUCGUCUUUGGCCUCAACGGCCCCGCCGUCGGCCUGUCGGCCGCCCUCGUCGGCCACGCCGACUUUGUCUACUGCACGCCCAAGACGUUUCUCCUCACACCCUUUUCGUCGCUCGGCCUCGUCGCCGAGGGCGGGUCCUCGCGCGCGCUCGCCCUCCGUCUGGGACCGGGCCGCGCGGCCGAGGCCCUCAUCGCGAGCCGCCGCAUCAACGCCGAUGCGCUCGAGCGCUGCGGCUUUGUGAAUGCCGUGUUUGACGAGCCCGACUGGCAAGGGUUUCACGCGCGCGUGCUGCAAGAGGUGGAUGAGACCAUGGGCGACCACCUCAACGGCGAGAGCAUGACGGGCAUCAAGAGCCUGCUCAAGGCGCCGGAGCGUGGCAUCAUAGAGUCGCAAAACUCAAAGGAGGUCAUGGCUGGCUUGCACCGGUUCGUUAGGGGCUUGCCGCAGGAAGAGUUUCGGAAGCUGGCUGCGGGAGAGAAGCGGCAUAAGCUGUAG